Molecule: messenger RNA, 1170 nt
Organism: Aureobasidium melanogenum CBS 110374
Lineage: Eukaryota; Fungi; Ascomycota; Dothideomycetes; Dothideales; Saccotheciaceae
Product: FAD/NAD(P)-binding domain-containing protein
Exons: 6
Coding region: 1-1170 (389 amino acids)
Cellular component (GO): cytoplasm
Molecular function (GO): flavin adenine dinucleotide binding; electron-transferring-flavoprotein dehydrogenase activity
Source: RefSeq, a predicted model, not a curated record
AUGUCGAUCUUACCGAACAUUGCAGUCAUUGGCGGUAGUUAUGUUGGUGUAAAUACAGCACAACAACUGGCCACGAAGUUCUCGGGACGCUUCCAGGUCUUGUUGAUUGAGAAGAACUCGCACUUCCAGCAUUUGUUUGCGUUUCCACGAUUCGCGAUGACGAACAAAGUGGAUACGCAUAAGGCAUUCAUCCCUUUCACGCCAGGCACAUUCGCCAAUUGUCCUGCUGGGAGUGGUGUUGUUGUUCGAGCAGGCGUGACGAAGAUCGACAAAGGGGAGAUUUGGCUAGAUCGUAAGGUCGAGUUGAAUGGCCAAGGGCUAGACAAAAUUCCUUAUGCGUAUCUGGUCAUUGCUACGGGAACGAAAUUAACGCCGCCGUCGACAUUACCUUCGUCUGACAAGGCCGACGGAGUCACCUACCUGCGCGAGCAUGCGAGGAAAGUCGAAACAAGCUCCAAUAUCACCAUCAUUGGUGGAGGCGCAGUGGGAGUGCAGAUGGCGACUGACAUCAAAGAGGUGUAUCCUGAGAAAUCUGUCACGCUUGUACACUCCAGAUCGCAACUGAUGAACAAGUUCCAUCCCCAGCUUGAUGGUAUCAUCAAGGAAAGAUGCAAGGAGCUGGGUGUCAAGCUUAAGCUCGGUUCUAGGGUCAAGUUGCCUGCGAAGGGGUACCCGACUGAUGGGUCGACGUUCGAUGUCGAGUUGCAAGAUGGCUCAGCCAUCUCUACCGACUUUGCUGUCAUCGCUACAGGUCAAACGCCCCAAUCAGAGCUUAUUAGAGCCCUGUCACCAGAGUCAAUCGAUGAUGCUGGCUUUGUGCGCGUGCAGAGGACGCUGCAGAUCAGCGACAUUAGAUUCCCGAACAUGUUCGCUGUGGGAGAUGUUGCUGACACAGGAGCUCACAAGGCUGCUCGUCCAGCGUUGAGACAAGCUCCGGUGGUCGUAGAGAACAUCGAGCACCUGGUGAAGAACGAGCCGCUAGAGGUAUAUGAUGUUGUCGACGGACCCUCGAUACAUCUGACCCUGGGUAUCACGAAGAACAUCAAGUUCAUCAAUUCGCCAGGCGGCGCUCCGGAGCCCAAGGUCAUUUGGGCUGACGACGGCAAGUUCGACAUGGGAAUCGACAGUGUCUGGCAACGGAGAGGCGGAGGUCCCAAUGCUCUUCUCUAA